CGUUAAAGUUGCUAAGGCAACAACGUUUCUUCUUCGUCAAGACAAAUAUCGUUCUUUGAAUAAGGGAAACAAGUUACAAAUACAUCGGACGUAAAAAUGAUAAACUUUUGACUGUUUAAAAAGUUUGUGGCAGUACCUACCUACGGGAAUAAUAAGAUGCUGUUUAAAGCUGUAUUUCUAUUGUUCGUUUUAAACAUUUUUGAGGUUAAACCAGAGGAAUAUGAAAACGAACAUCAUGAGUUUGUAUCUGCUGUAUUGAAGAAAAACAAAAGUGAUCCGAACAGAUUUACUUUUGCUGGCAAACACUAUUAUGUUGCUAAUAUUUUUACGGCAGACUUCUACAAGGCAAUACAAUUCUGCAGACAACAAAAAAUGCAGUUGUUGAGCAUUAACAGUAAACUGGAAAAUGACAGGAUUGGAAGAUUUAUCGAAGACAACGGUAUGUCACGUGGUCAUUUCUGGACUUCGGCUUCAAAUCACGGAGGUGACGGAGAAUGGGUAUGGUUGUCUACCGGUCAAAACAUAGUUUACACCAAUUGGUAUCCUGGGGAACCCAGCGGAAUAAGUAGGGAAAAUAACACCGAAAAUUGCAUAGAAGCGCGACACUUUGGAUCACAUGGAUUUACGUGGAACGACUUACCAUGUCAUUUGAAAGCAUAUUUUAUUUGUGAAUCUAAUUCUGAUUGCGAUUAGAAUAAAUACAAACCUAAGUCAA
Messenger RNA from Psylliodes chrysocephalus, 715 nucleotides. The record is from the annotation of a GenBank genome assembly. NCBI's taxonomy places the organism in Eukaryota, Metazoa, Arthropoda, Insecta, Coleoptera, Chrysomelidae.